Symbiodinium sp. CCMP2456 is the source of this 389-nucleotide messenger RNA. The record is from the annotation of a GenBank genome assembly. Lineage: Eukaryota; Dinophyceae; Suessiales; Symbiodiniaceae.
AUGGCGGAGCAGCAGCCCAUCGGGCUGCUGCAGGAAUUGGCUCGCGAUUUCAAUGUCCGGGAUCCCCGCAAACUAUUUCAAAUCGCCCGGCGGGAGUUCCCAGAUCGGCGGGACCUGACGAGUGCGCGGGCCGCGGCGGCCUUGCGUGGUGAUGUUGCCAGACAGAUCCUGGACGCCCUGCCGGGACAGGCGGUGCACCGGCAGAAGGACCCUUCGGACCGCAAUGCAACCGCCGUGGUAGAUAGGGCAAUUCAAACUUUGAAGAAGGACCUGGCGGGCAAGGUGGCCCGCAGCGGGGGCGGCUGGGCGGAGCAUGUGGAUGAGGCGGCGGAGGCCUACAAUGCCCGCCCGCACCAGGCGGUGACGGUGGCCCCGGAGGAUGUGGAGAG